AUGAAUAUUAAUUACCUAAAAGAAGGUAUGGAGAAAAGUGCCAUCAGUUGUGGCAUAAGACUCUCUCCAGAAGAAGAAUUAAUUGUUAAAAAUUCUUUAAUUCUACUCCAAAAUGAUAACAAAUUUCACAAUAUCUUUUUCUGGGGUCGCAUUAACGCUAUUGAGAAUGAUUACUAUAUUGCUUACGGCUAUACAAAAGAUUGUCUCGCUGAACGAAAAUUUUUUUAUUCAGUAAAUGGUUUUCGAUGGAUAAUGCUUCCUUCACCCGUUAAAGAAAAUAUAUCUGCAAGCAUAUUGUGUCCAGAUAUGUUUAUUGGAGAUCCAACAGCAAUGGCAAAUGUCGUCAUGGACCCAGAAUUUACGAUUGAUGAUAAUCAAGUAAUUCUUGCAACUCCACCUCAAACAAUAAGACUUAAAGAAGAAGAUAGACUUUCUUCGAUAGUUCAUAUAAUCACAGAAGAAAGCGCAUUAAUUCCAAGGGGAGCUCUCUAUAAAUUGACAGACAUGAAUGUCAUUUAUAAUCCAGAAUUUCGUGGAUUAAAUGAACUAGAUUCAACAGAAUUAAUUAACUACCAACUUUAUAGAAAUCCGCAUAAUGAAUACAAUUACAAUUUAUUAAAAAGAAGUGACUAUAAUUUAACAACCGAUUUUUUAGAUACUAUUGAUGAUAUAGUACCAGAAAAUAAUGCUUUUGCUGUCAAUUUAUCACAUGAUGAAACUUUUGUGUCGAUUAAGUCAUUAGUUUGGCCAGGAAUGUUUUUCUUUCACAAAUUACAUUCGAAAAAGCAUGGAUUUGUUUAUUUUGGCAAUGGUAAAAAAAAUUUUGAUCUUCUAUUCAUGUUGAACAAAUAUUAA
Molecule: messenger RNA, 855 nt
Organism: Condylostylus longicornis
Lineage: Eukaryota; Metazoa; Arthropoda; Insecta; Diptera; Dolichopodidae
Gene: Rsph9
Product: radial spoke head protein 9 homolog
Exons: 2
Coding region: 1-855 (284 amino acids)
Biological process (GO): motile cilium assembly; axoneme assembly; cilium movement involved in cell motility
Cellular component (GO): axoneme
Source: RefSeq, a predicted model, not a curated record